AUGAUUAUUAUACUAUAUCCAUUACAUAAAAAAGAAUUUAUUCAACAAACAACAAAAUCUAUUAGUAUUAUAUUGCGUGAUUAUGACUUAACAUCAAUUGGUAUUAAAAUUCUUGUUGAUGGAAUUAUAUUAUCAAAAUCAAAAUUAAAAUAUCUUAGUUUAUCAUAUAAUUCAAAAAUAGACGAUCAAGGUAUUGAACAUUUAAUUCGUUUAUUAAAAAUAUCUCAAACAAUUAGCUUUUUAGCUAUAUUUAAUACUCGUAUAAGAGAUGAUAUAUAUUGA
Rotaria sp. Silwood2 is the source of this 282-nucleotide messenger RNA. The record is from the annotation of a GenBank genome assembly. Lineage: Eukaryota; Metazoa; Rotifera; Eurotatoria; Philodinida; Philodinidae.